AUGGCCACGCAAGUCGGACACAUCAAGCGAAUAAACCACUUCAAAGGGAUCAACGUGGACGGGUUUCAGUUCCAAUCUCCGGACGUGAAAGCGUACGUGUUGACGCAUUUCCACUCAGAUCAUACCGUUGGAUUGAGCUCCGCGUUUAAUGGUGAUAAAGGUGGUACUACUAAUACGAAGAAGAAGAAGCUCAUUUACUGCUCGAAAAUUACCGGGAGUUUAAUCAAAGAAAUCACCAAAGUGAAGGAAGAAUACAUCGUCCCGUGCGAGUUACACGCGGAAACAGAAAUCGAAGGCACUUCGUAUACGGUGACAUUUUUUGACGCCAAUCACUGUCCAGGCGCGGCGAUGGCGUACUUUUUCGAUAAGGUGACGAAAAGGACGGUGUUACACACCGGUGAUUUUCGCGCCGACGAGGACAAAGUCCAAAAGAAUGAAAAGUUGAUGGAAACGCUGAAGAGAAACGGACGCUUGGACGAGUUGUAUUUAGAUACGACGUAUUGUAAUCCGAAUUACGAUUUUCCGAGGCAGAAAGUCGCGUUGGAGUGCAUGCAGAAAAUCGUUUUAGAAGCGUUGAGAGAAGAGCCGAAGACGUUGUUCACGUGCAGCGCGUAUAGCGUCGGAAAAGAGAAGGCGUUUAAAGCCAUCGGGGACGCGGUGCGCACAUUCUUCGAGGACAACGAUACGAAUAACAACAAUAAUACGAAAAUCGCCGUCAUGUUGAAAAAGAAGCAAAUGCUCACGCUCACGGAGUGGUACGACGACAACUGCUUCACAUGUUUUCAAGGCGAACCGGAUGAUCCGACAGGGAGUAAAGCUAUGGAACAACACGUGCGCGUGAUUUCACACGGCGGGAAGGAUCCGCACGUGUCUAUGAAUGCUAUCUUGCUCGCCGAAAAGCAUCGUUUUAAACGCGUGGUUGCAUUUUCGCCGUCCGGAUGGGCGUGGAAAUGGCAAAUGCGGAAAACGUACGAGGAGACGAAAUGCUUGAUUUGCGAGCCCUGGAUAGGGAACGACGGAUUGACGAAACUCUACCACGUUCCGUACAGCGAACACUCGAGUUACGGCGAGCUCUUAGGUUUCGUCGAGAGGAUAAGGCCGAGGAAAAUAACGCCGACAGUGAACGCCGAAACAGAAAAGGACCGCGACAAGUUACUCAAACGGUUCGAACAGUGGGUGGAUUUAUCCGCGAAUAAAGGCAAACUUCAUCACUACUUUUCAAAGUCUAAAACAAACAACAACGCGACGACGACGAAUAAUAACAGCGACGACACGAUUAUUUGUUUAAGUUCUGACGACGAAGGUGACGUUGAAAUCAUCGAUCCUUCGAUACGCGCGGCGUUGCCGAACGUUAAGAUUGACGUGCGCACACAACAAAGAGAGUUGGAAAGACUCGCCUCCUCGAAGAACGAGAAGAAGAGAAGCAAACGAGAAGAAGAAGAAGAGAAAAAAGAAAAAGAACACAUCAUCAUCGAUUUGUCCAAAGAGAGCAACAGUCCCAUGAAAGGAAUCAAUCACCACUCCAACUCCCGUGAAGUGUUAGAACCUUUCCCUCUCGGGUGCGUCUGUGUCGUUCGUAACGGCGAGUUUAAGCAAUUCAAGAAUCGAAAACACGUCGAGCAAAGGCUCCGAGAACUCGGCGCCGAAGUCGUGAACAGAAAAUCGUCGCGCGUCACGCACAUCAUGUGCGCGCACGGAAGCAUGCAAGCGACAGAACUCUUGAGAUUAGAAAAAAUGAGUACUACCUCUGCGAAUACACCUUCUGCCGUCGCUACCGUCGCCGCUGCCGCUGCCACCGCGAGUAAAACAUCAAAGAAGGGGAAGAAGAAGAGCGAGGACGAUGAAGAAGAAGAUGAAGAAGAAGAAGAAGAAGAGUAUCCCGACGACGCAAUCACGGUCACCGAAAGUUGGCUCAUGCGCCACGUUCGCGCGAUGAGAAACGGAACCGCCCGAGAGCACACGAGCGAAGAAAUCAAACACUUCCAAGAGCGACGGCGGAAACGCUUAAAACUCGCCCAAGAGGAGAAGAAGAAGAAGAAGAAGCAAAAGCAAAAGGAGAAAAGCGAGGAAGAAAAAUGUACAACAGCAGAAUAG
Bathycoccus prasinos is the source of this 2094-nucleotide messenger RNA. RefSeq lists its product with no specific name. The transcript has a single exon. Gene Ontology annotation, molecular function: 5'-3' DNA exonuclease activity; damaged DNA binding. Lineage: Eukaryota; Viridiplantae; Chlorophyta; Mamiellophyceae; Mamiellales; Bathycoccaceae. The coding region runs from base 1 to 2094 and encodes 697 amino acids. The record is from RefSeq and is a predicted model, not a curated record. Gene Ontology annotation, biological process: protection from non-homologous end joining at telomere; double-strand break repair via nonhomologous end joining; interstrand cross-link repair.